This is a messenger RNA of Amyelois transitella, 1555 nucleotides long. It is a transcript of the gene UQCR-C2, whose product is annotated as cytochrome b-c1 complex subunit 2, mitochondrial. NCBI's taxonomy places the organism in Eukaryota, Metazoa, Arthropoda, Insecta, Lepidoptera, Pyralidae. Bases 117 to 1430 code for a protein of 437 amino acids. The record is from RefSeq and is a predicted model, not a curated record. Gene Ontology annotation, cellular component: mitochondrion. The transcript has 10 exons. Gene Ontology annotation, molecular function: metal ion binding.
UGCGUGCGCAUCCCUUUUUCGUUCAGUCAUUCAAUUCAUCAUUGUCUCUGGUGACUUUUCAAUAAAUUUAUAUUUUUGAAGAGAUUUUCUGAAAAAUCGCCAAAAUUUUCAUAAAAAUGGCUUCGAAAACACUUUCUAACUCACUCGUUCGACAUUUAAUGAAAAGGGGUUAUGCUCAGGCAGCACCUGCAAGGAGUGAAACUAUUCAAACAAGUGUUUUGCCAAACAAGACCUUCAUAGCAGGAGUUGACACCAACUCUCCUGUGGCAAGAGUGACCGUUGCAUUCAGGGCUGGUUCGCGCUAUGAGCCACAAACAGAGCUGGGUGUCUCCCAUGUCCUGCGCUCUGCUGCCGGCCUCACCACUGGAUGUGCUAGCAGCUUCAUAAUCGCCCGCAAGCUAGCCCAAAUUGGUGCCUCUGUAAGCGCUUCAGGAGACAGGGAAUUUGUUUAUUACACCCUUGAGGCUACACAAGACAACCUCCAAGAUGCAGUUGAAAUCCUGGCCUCCUUGAUCUCGCGUCAGGAGUUCCGGCCUUGGGAGCUAAGUGACAAUGUGCCCCGCCUCAAGUAUGAGCUGGCAGCUCUGUAUCCUCAAGUGCGAGCUGUAGACCUCCUUCACAAAGCCGCAUACCGUCGUGGACUUGGAAACUCCUUGUUUAUUUCACCAAAGAGGAUCGGCAAGAUCUCCUCAGAGUCUCUCCAACACUUCGCUGGCGCUAAUCUAACGGCGGCUCGCUGCGCAGUCGUCGUUGUUGGUGAUAAUCAGGACAAAGCAGCCUUAGUUGCGAAUUGCCUGCAACUUACAGGGCUUGGAGAAGAAUCAAAGGCAGAGGGUAGCAAGUACUAUGGAGGUGAAUUAAGGAAAGAGAUGGGCGGUGACCUGGCCCAUGUAGCCAUUGCGUUGCAAGGAGCUCCAGCCAGCUCGCCUGCAUCCUUAGCUUUAGCUGUUGCUGCUAAAGCUUUAGGCAACGGUCCGGUUACUAAAUGGGGCGCUGACAACUCGGUGCUAGCGAAAGCGAUCGGCAACAUCGGACCAUUCGCCGCCGCCGGUUUCAACGUGUCGUAUUCCGACUCUGGCCUCUUCGGUGCAGUGCUUUCCGUGCCCAAGGAUGAAGCCAACUGUGCUGUGAAAGCCGUAGCCGGCGUGCUAAAGAAGGGUGGUUUGAGCGCUGACGCGAUCCGCGCCGGCAAGAACCAACUGAAGCUUCAGAUCCUCAGCGAGGCGGAGGCGGGCACUUCCCUCGCAGAGUCGGUCGCCGCACAGGGACUCACCACGGGCAACGUGCUGCCACCGGCUACGCUUGCGGCGGCGGUAGAACAGAUCAAUGAGAGCACAGUCAACCAGGCGUUGGCCUCAGCUGCACAAAGCAAGAUUUCCAUGGGCGCCGCUGGCAACCUUGCAUUUGUCCCUUAUGUGGACGAAGUUUAAAUAUGAAUGAAGUAGACACUUUUUAGAAUAUGAAACCUACAAAAAAAAUCGUGCUGUAAUAGUUAUUGUGUUAUGAAAAUUAUUAUUUAUUGUUGAAUCAAAAUAAAUGGUCAUUUUUGUUUUGA